Messenger RNA from Pelagomonas calceolata, 1435 nucleotides. The record is from the annotation of a GenBank genome assembly. Lineage: Eukaryota; Pelagophyceae; Pelagomonadales; Pelagomonadaceae.
GGCGCUAGCUCCAGUUUGCAGCCCAGAGCUUGCUGUAGCGGCGGUCAAAGAAGAUGAGGGCCAGGCAUUAUGCUGCCAGUGCUGCCAGCCUCCUCAUCCUAGCGCGCGCCGCGGCGCCGCCCCGGACGCGCCGCGCCAAGACACCAAAAGCCCAGCCCUUGACGCCGCCGCGGCCGCCCGCCGAAGUCGAACCGUGCCCGCACGCGCCCGACUGCCCGUCGUGCACGAUCGACGGCGGCUUCGAUGAGGUCGACACGGCGCGCCGCGCGCGCGCCAUGUUCGAGCCCCUGUUGCAGAAACCGUUCGAGGUAAUCUGCGGAAGUGCGAAGGACUGGCGCACGCAAGCGAAGUUGGCCUGCGCGCCGGGCGCGACGAAGCUCACGGCGCGCGGUAGGAGAGGACGGAAGACUUAUAGACUAAGAGACGUGGCGUUAGGCCUCUACCGCCCGCGGAGCCACGACGUCGUGGCGAUUCCCGAUUGUAGAACCCACCACCCGCUUCUCAAUAAAGCCGCUGGAGAAAUCAAGGAGGCCUGCGCGGUCGUGGGCAUCAAGGCGUUGGAUAGUGAAGGUGAUGGUAAUUUGAGAUAUGUACAGCUCUCCACGGAUGGGAACAAGGUGGCCCUGACCCUCGUCUGGAACGAGCGGAGCGCGAAGGAGGCGCAGCCCGAGCUGCCUCGCCUCGUGAAGGAGCUCUCUUCUUCUAGUUUAUGGCACUCGAUCCACGUGAACUAUCGCGGGGACAAGGCGGGCAACGCGAUCUUCGACUACAACCCCCAGAAGUGGGCCAAACUGCGGGGCGAGACGUACGUGAUUGAGCGGUUGUUUGACGAUGACGUCGGGGAUUUGGAUGCGAAGCUCAAACUCUGGUUCACUCCAUUAACUUUCCGCCAGGCGAACCUUCGAGCGUUUGCGGGGCUCGUCGAGCGGCUGGCAACGUGGGUGCCUGACGAUUCGCACGUCUGCGAGCUCUACGCCGGCGUCGGUGCGAUUGGGCUGGCGUUACGGCCAAAAUUGUCCUCUUUGAGGUGCUCGGAGACUAAUGAAAACGUGUUGGACUGUUUUGAAAAGUCGCGGCGCGACCAGGAUGCGAGAUUGGAGGAUUUAUGUCCGGUUGAGAUGACGGUCGCGGACGCCGAGGACGCUGUGUUCGAUGAUUGUGAAGGCGCAGACGUGCUCAUCGUGGACCCGCCGCGCAAGGGCCUCUGCGAGGGCGUGCGCGAGGCGCUGGUCAAGGGCGAGCUGGACGUGAAGCGCCUGGUCUACGUGUCGUGCGGCUUCGACGCGCUCGAGCGCGACCAGGCGGCGUUGUUGAACUCGCGGCGCUGGAAGCUGACACACGCCGAGGCGCACGUCUUCUUCCCGGGGUCGGACCACGUCGAGACGCUCGCGGUCUACGACGCCGUUGUGCCCGAGUAAUUUGUUGCAUAGUGAGU